GCGGGGCUGGCGGGGAGGCUGGGGAAGGCAGGCAGCGGGGCUCGGCUCGGCUCGGCUCCCGCUCCGCCCCGCUUCCCCUCCUCCCGUCCGCCCCGCCGGCUCCGCCCCGGAGGCCGGCACGCUGGCUCGCUCCGUGCCUGGGAACAUGGCCGAAGUCGGGGAGGACAGCAGCGGGGCGCGGGCUCUGCUGGCGCUGCGCUCGGCGCCCUGCAGCCCCGCCGCGGCGCCCCCUCCCGGGCCGCCGCCGCCCCCGGCCGGGCCGCCCGCUGCUGCCGCUGCUGCCUCCGCCGCCUCCUCCUCCUCCUCCUCCGCCACCACCACCUCCUCCUCCGGGCCGGUGCUGGCUCGGCUGCAGGGCCGCGAGUUCGAGUUCCUCAUGCGGCAGCCGGCCGUCACCAUAGGCCGCAACUCGUCGCAGGGCUCGGUGGACGUCAACAUGGGGCACUCCAGCUUCAUCUCCCGGCGGCACCUGCAGCUCAGCUUCCAGGAGCCGCACUUCUACCUGCGCUGCCUCGGCAAGAACGGCGUCUUCGUGGACGGAGCCUUCCAGCGCCGCGGCGGCCCGGCCCUGCUGCUCCCGCCGCAGUGUACUUUUCGAUUCCCUAGCACGGUUAUAAAGAUCCAGUUCACAUCUUUGUACCAUAAAGAGGAAGUAAAAGAAGAAGCCUCAUCGCCUCCCCUUCGGCCACUUUACCCUCAAAUAUCGCCUCUGAAGAUCCACAUCCCGGAGCCGGAUCUCCGGAGUGUGGUCAGUCCCCUCCCGUCCCCCACAGGCACUAUCAGUGUUCCCAACUCUUGCCCAGCCAGUCCACGUGGUGCUGGAUCCUCAGGAUAUCGUUUUGUUCACAACAUUACCUCGGAUCUGCAGCUGGCAGCAGAGUAUGCUGCAAAAGCAGCAUCAGAACAGCAGGCAGAUGCAUCUGGCGGGGACAGCCCAAAGGACGAGUCCAAGCCACCCUACUCUUACGCUCAGCUAAUUGUGCAGGCUAUCUCUUCAGCACAGGACAGGCAAUUAACACUAAGUGGGAUCUAUGCCCACAUUACCAAGCAUUAUCCAUAUUACAGAACUGCUGACAAAGGCUGGCAGAAUUCCAUUCGGCACAACCUCUCCUUGAACCGUUACUUUAUUAAAGUCCCACGCUCCCAGGAGGAGCCUGGAAAGGGCUCCUUUUGGCGAAUUGACCCUGCCUCUGAAGCCAAACUAGUAGAGCAAGCAUUUAGAAAACGAAGGCAAAGAGGAGUGUCCUGCUUCCGAACACCUUUUGGGCCUCUCUCCUCCAGGAGCGCUCCUGCCUCCCCUACUCACCCUGGCCUGCUGUCCCCUCACUCUAGUGGCCUACAGACUCCAGAGUGCCUGUCACGGGAGGGCUCACCCAUUCCACAUGAUCACGACUUUGGGUCAAAGUUAGCCUCAGUUCCAGAGUAUCGGUAUUCACAAAGUGCACCUGGAUCUCCAGUCAGUGCCCAGCCGGUGAUUAUGGCUGUUCCUCCCCGGCCAUCGACUCUGGUGGCAAAACCAGUUGCGUACAUGCCCGCAUCAAUAGUGACUUCUCAGCAGCCUUCGUGUCAUGCAAUUCACGUAGUGCAACAAGCUCCCACUGUUACAAUGGUCCGAGUUGUGACCUCCUCUGCAAACUCUGCAAAUGGAUACAUCCUCACGAAUCAGGGCACAGCAGGAGGAGCUCACGAAGCUGCAGGAGCAGUGUUGGACUUAGCUGGUGACCACCGAGCAGGCAUGGAUGAAAAGCCAACAAUCGCAUUUGCCACAAUACCCACAGCCAGCCGUGUUAUUCAGACAGUUGCCAGUCAAAUGGCACAGGGUGUUCCAGGACAGACGGUCACGAUCCUUCAGCAGGCAGCUCCAGUGGCCAUCGGGCAGCAUCAACUCCCCGUGCGGGCAGUCACCCAGAAUGGGAAACACGCUGUCCCCACCAACAGCAUCACAGGCAGUGCUUACGCUCUUACAAAUCCAUUGCAGCUUCUUGCAGCCCAGGCCAGCUCGUCCACUCCUGUUGUAGUCAGCCGGGUAUGUGAGACAGGGACCGAAGAGACAGCAGCAGCCUCCAGAAGUCAAGACAGCAGUGAACCCGAAGUCAAAAGACCCCGGAUAGAAGAGUCCAGUGGAGCAGUCCCAGCCCAAACUGGAGUCAUCACGUCUACAGUUCCACAAGGACAGGCAACCAGUGAAUGAAGAACCGGUGGGAGGAGCUGGAGUGGUGCGGGGUGGGCAUGGGAUGGCAGCAGCCCCUAAAGCAGCUUUCAGAGAAAACAAACCACAACUGUAACAGCUCGAAACAUAGCAAAUAAAGAGCUUUUUAAAGUCAGAUUUUUAUAAAUGGGAGGCCAACAGUUGUUAGAAUCACAAGGUGCCAAAAAGAAAAGAAUGGAAAUCCCCUCCCAAGAACCCAUACCUGGAACUCUGUUCUGUCUUUACAUAAGGGAUACUUCUCCUUUUUUCUUCUUUUUUUUUUUUUUAAAAGAUUCAAAAAAAUACAGACAACUGAUUGUAUGACUGCUGGGAUUUUUUUAAACUGUCUUUUCCCCUUUUGGCUCCAAGGGGAUGGUAUUUGCAGUUCAGCAUCUAGAGGAAUGUAACACAAAUACAGUCUGCUCCCUGGAAAGAAAACUCCUCAUUUUCUAUGCCUUAAAACUGCGCUUCUCAGAGAUUUGAAACAGAGGACCAUUUUUAAAAGGCCAGCUAAGGCAAUCAAAUUCUGAAAGAUGGGUGCAGUAUCUCACAAUAACAGCAUUAAAGAAACAUGGUACCAAGCUUAAAGAAAAAGGCAAAUGAUUUUUUUUUUCUAAAAACGGAAAAAUUCUGAGUAUGAAUGAAUGUUUAUUUAUGUGGGGAUUCAGGAGGAAGAGUUAAAGGGCUCAACCACCUGGAUUUCCAGAUGCAAUUUCUCUCCAUUCCCUCUGAGGGAGAAUAAGAUGACAGAGGAACUGUGUUAAUUUGGUUCCUGUAAAGAUAUUAAAGGGUUUUGUACCUUCA
This is a messenger RNA of Oxyura jamaicensis (ruddy duck), 2992 nucleotides long. RefSeq names its product forkhead box K1 (gene FOXK1). Gene Ontology annotation, molecular function: protein binding; DNA-binding transcription factor activity, RNA polymerase II-specific; RNA polymerase II cis-regulatory region sequence-specific DNA binding. The transcript is spliced from 9 exons. The record is from RefSeq and is a predicted model, not a curated record. Bases 146 to 2191 code for a protein of 681 amino acids. NCBI's taxonomy places the organism in Eukaryota, Metazoa, Chordata, Aves, Anseriformes, Anatidae. Gene Ontology annotation, biological process: regulation of transcription by RNA polymerase II.